Haliotis rubra (blacklip abalone) is the source of this 1267-nucleotide messenger RNA. RefSeq names its product HAUS augmin-like complex subunit 7. The record is from RefSeq and is a predicted model, not a curated record. Bases 27 to 1148 code for a protein of 373 amino acids. NCBI's taxonomy places the organism in Eukaryota, Metazoa, Mollusca, Gastropoda, Lepetellida, Haliotidae. Gene Ontology annotation, molecular function: microtubule minus-end binding. Gene Ontology annotation, cellular component: HAUS complex. The transcript is spliced from 10 exons. Gene Ontology annotation, biological process: centrosome cycle; spindle assembly.
UUGAUUUUACAUGUAACCGAGUCAAAAUGGCGGCAACUUCGAAGGCAGCCAAGUUGGGAAAAUGUUUCAAGGAGAAACUUGAUCAACUUGGCUGCCCAUUCACAGAGGGUGUUGAUGAAACCUGGAUUACAGAGCCUCUCUUCAAACCUGGAGAACCAAGAAUAAGGCUGCUACAGUGGCUAUUCUCAAAGUUUGAUUCAAAGCUAGCUGAGGUUCUGGAUCCAGAUUAUGCCCCAGUUGGAUCCAAGAUGGACUCCAGAAUACAAAGACUACUUGACGUAGCCAGCACGCUGGGGCUUUGUAGAUACGAUGAUGUUGACCUCAUCAGGGGCAUCACAUCCGUGUCCAAACAGGCAUCUUUCAUGACCCAGCUCAUAGACAUGGUCAGCAUCAUUGAUGCCUCAGAGGAGACAACUAUGGCUGCUCUGCAGAGUCCAGGAGUGGUCAGCCCGAGCACUGGGUUGACAGAGCAAUUUGGUGCUGAUUGUCUCCUGAUGGAUAGACUGGCAAAUCAGGAGAAGACAGAUGUCCUGUUCAACUGCCAUGCGAGUCUGUUGCCGUUAGACCUGCAACGUAAACUGGAUGUCCAGUGGGUGGAGAAAGGAUUCAACAAAGACAGUCCUCCAGCCCCUGACCUACUUGCCCUCAUAGGCAUGGCCACUCAGGUCACCAAGGACCUCCAUCGCCAAAUUGAAAUACUCACAGACUUCAAGCAGAAUCACAAGUACCAGACCGGUGGAGAGAAUGACCAGCUGGACACUAUGAGUCGGACACUGACUGUUGUGCUGUCCGAGUUGUCCCAGCUGAUGGUCAGUUUCACUUACUGCUAUGAGAAUGAGAUGCGACACUGGUGCAACAAGAUUCCUCCCUCCCUCACUGGCCUUGGCAAGGCUUUCAAGAGAGUAUACACUAUCCUGCACCAGUUUCACGAGUUGCUGAGGAGCAUCAGCCAAAUCCGCAUCACAUACACACAACUUGGACAGGAGUCCAUGGAUACACAGACAGACCACAAAGUUAACAGCUUAGUGUGUGCCAGCCAGUCUGCUAGAGACAAGUUCCAGGAGUACAUCAGCAUCCUGGACGAGUCCCUUCAACGCCAGGAGUCUAGUCUGCAUUCCUCUAUUUUAUCUACACCUCACAAGAUGUAAAUACCAGCAAUGAGCAUGUUAUUGUACAUUCCUCUACAUACUUGCAAAAUGAAAUAUAUAUUAAAUCUGUUUUGCUCAUGCAUCCAUGAAAUAAAGAUUAUUCUUCUCAUUAUGACAUA